GGCCGCCCUUUUUGAUUCAUUGAAACCAUCUCUCAAUAUAUUCACAACCCCUUCAGGCUUUUAAUUUUGUCGGCUUAUCAAACACCAAAAACCAUUAACAAAUUGCAUCCAUGGCUUCUCCUUCAAUCAAGUUGACAUUUUUUCUCUUCAUCUCUUCCCUUUUUCUCCAUGCAGCUCUAGGUGAGAUUGUUUGUGAGGAUUUGCCAAAGGAUGUCUGUGCAUUUUCUAUAUCAUCUUCAGGGAAGAGAUGUUUAUUGGAGACUAAUUGUGAAAAUCAUGGAACUGUGGAGUAUCAAUGCAAGACAUCUGAAGUUGUUGUAGCGAAUAUGGCUGAUUAUAUCGAGACUGAUGAGUGUGUCCGCGCUUGUGGCGUUGAUAGAAACUCUGUUGGGAUUUCUUCAGAUGCUCUCCUUGAGCCACAAUUCACCUCCAAGCUUUGCUCCCCCGAUUGUUACCAGAAGUGCCCCAACAUUGUUGAUCUUUACUUCAAUUUGGCUGCCGGCGAAGGAGCUUUCUUGCCGGAUGUUUGCCAGCAGCACCGCAGGAACCCUCACCGUAUGAUGGUUCAACUUUCAAGCUCCGGCGAAGUCACCCCUGGCACCAUUUCAUCUCAUUCAUCCAAAGCCAUGCUCAGCCCUGCUUCUGCUCCUGCUAUUUCCCCAGCUCCCUUUUAGUUAUUUUCUUUACAAAUCAUUCCCUGUUAAAAGAUGAUACAAGAAUAAGUAUUAGAUACAGGAGGUGUUCAUUUGUUGAGGAUUAUUUUCAUAUAUUAAAUGAGAGAUUUUGUUACUCUUAUUUACAAUACAAGUUUCAUUUAGCGGUAUAUUCUGUAUCAUAAUAAAUACUGUUGACAGUAUGCUUUUA
This is a messenger RNA of Pistacia vera, 864 nucleotides long. RefSeq lists its product as uncharacterized. Bases 111 to 674 code for a protein of 187 amino acids. The transcript is spliced from 3 exons. NCBI's taxonomy places the organism in Eukaryota, Viridiplantae, Streptophyta, Magnoliopsida, Sapindales, Anacardiaceae. The record is from RefSeq and is a predicted model, not a curated record.